This is a messenger RNA of Eruca vesicaria subsp. sativa (arugula), 884 nucleotides long. Lineage: Eukaryota; Viridiplantae; Streptophyta; Magnoliopsida; Brassicales; Brassicaceae. The record is from the annotation of a GenBank genome assembly.
AGUCUCUUUUAACGACGAAGCGAACGGAUUCAGUGUAUAUAUUCAUAGCAAAUCCAUCCAGCUUCGAAACGAAAUCUGCGCCAGAUCUCAACUGUCAAGUGAAGAUAACUCAAAACAAUGUCAGGCUUUCACGGGAGUAAUGAUUCAUGUCCUUUGGUGAAGAACAUUCUUCUUCUAGACUCUGAAGGGAAGCGUGUGGCUGUCAAGUAUUACUCCGAUGACUGGCCUACUCAUGCUGCCAAGCUGAGUUUUGAGAAGCUUGUCUUCUCCAAGACCUCCAAGACCAAUGCUCGCACUGAAGCUGAGAUCACACUGUUGGACAGUAAUAUCAUUGUCUACAAGUUCGCCCAGGACCUUCACUUCUUUGUUACUGGAGGCGAAAAUGAAAACGAGCUUGUCUUGUCUUCUGUUCUUCAAGGCUUUUUCGAUGCUGUUGCGCUUCUUCUGAGGAACAAUGUGGAAAAGAUGGAAGCUCUUGAGAACUUGGAUCUCAUCUUUCUGUGCCUUGAUGAAAUGGUCGAUCAGGGAGUGGUUCUUGAAACAGACCCUAACGUCAUUGCGGGGAAAGUAGCAAUGCAGAGCACAGAAGCUAGUGGUUCACUCUCUGAACAGACAUUGACUCAAGCACUGGCAACAGCUCGGGAACAUUUGGCACGAAGUCUGCUUACUUGAGUUUCCUUCGUAUUCAUUGCAUGCCCACACAUAAUAGAAUGGACUUCCAGUUUCUAUGAAGAGUUUCAUGUCAAAGUCUUGUGAUAAUAAUUUUCGUACUAUAAUGUUUGGGAUAUUAUAUUGCUGUGUGUGCAAUGGUGGAAUAUUUUUGAAGACUGGGUAUUGCAGGAUCAAGACUUGUCUCUUUACGGAAAAUAUUUUAAUAUCCAAAU